CCUGCGGCGGCAUCGUGCCCGUGCCCGCCGUGUAUAUCUCUCCCCUUCAGUACACUUCAGUAUGAAGCCGACGACCGUGCCAGCUGCAGCGGCUGCACCUGCCGCACCGUCCUCGACAACGCGCGACCAUCGUGUACACCGCCGCGCCUGCGACGCGCCGCGUCGCCGUGCCUCCUGAUCGUGGGACGAGACCCCCGCACGCGUCUCGGAAUUCCGUUCCCGUCCUCGUCUCGUACGAAGAGGAUCCUCCGCUGGGAUCCUCGCUGCGUAAGCGGAUCGAUCGCCGUACGGCCAAAAGGGGGAAGGAACCGCGCGAUCGCGAUUUCUUUUCUUCUUUCUCUCCUUCGCUCGCUCCCUUCGUCGACGAAGGAGACGCCGUUGGGAUUCGUCCUGGCGCGUGCUCGUGCACGUGUCGCAUCCAGGUGGACACAGAUAGUCGCGCGUGCAUCCGGUACGCGCGCAUGCCGGGCGAAUCGUCCCGCGGGUGAGAAGAACUGUGGAUACGCGAAGAAGGCAGCGCAUCUCUCGGCGUUUUCCCUCUUGGACUAAAAGUGAAAACUCCGUCCUUCGUCCUUGCUCCGUUCGUCGCCUUGGUGCUCGGACUCCCGUCGGUGAUAACCUUGGUAAUUAGGCGAGAGCGGACAGACUUCGCGGGAUAGCGCGACACGAUCAUUCGUCGCGGCAAGAUUUCGUAAUGCCACCGCCCUAUCAUCAACAUCGUUAGGUGGUGGACCCUCGCAAUGUCCUCGAUCUUAGGAGACGGAACGGGCCCUGGAGGUCCCGGGCCCUCCCGAUGCCUCUUGCUCCUGCAGAGGUCCCUGGCGAUUCAAUUGAUCCGAGGUUCGCCUCCUCACGUCGCAAACGCCGGCCAACGGGAAAGUCCAAAGGAACAUCCAGCCGACGAGAUGUGGAUGUACGACAAGGGCUACAAUCUAUUUCAGAGUUUCUUGGAAGCGAAUUCCAAAUGCUGGUGGAACGCGGCUCUGGUGGAUGCGACCCGGCAGCUAAGGUACAAGGGCCACGUGUCGCCGGGUGUGCUGAUGGUUAGCGGACCGCCCUGCGCCCUCGAGGUUUUGAGGGCGGCAUGGGCGCGAAACGUUCUACGACCACCCGCGGACCACUCGAUCACCUGCCUCGGUGAUAUAGAGGACUGUCUAGUGGCUCCAGUUUCCCAAGGUCAGUUCACGCCGCUGCCAGAAGCCUUGUGCUGGGCCAUUCUGGAGCUGACUUCUCAGAGGCAGGCGGCGACCUUGGACACCCUCAGAUCAGCCCUGAGGAAUGCCUUCCCGGCCAUGCAGAGGCCCAGCCGAGAGCUCGUUUACGACGCGCUCGCCAAGCUCAUGCAAGAACGAAAGAUCUAUCACACGUCUCAGGGCUACUUCGUCGUAACGCCUGAGACCAAGAGGCUUAGACGCGACUCCGGUAGCUCCAGGCGGUGUUCCAGGGACGUGAACGGGUCCAGAGGUCAGGGUAGCAUGCUGAUGAGCAACGACGAGGCGGUGGCACUCGUACACGGCGAGAUGCUCACUCUGCGAGACGGCGAUGUUACGCAUCAGGCCGUACAGACGAACCUGGCGGACGUUAUUUGCGGAGGAAAUCCCAACGACAAAGUCCUGUUCGCCAGGUGUCGGUCGAUGCCCGGCCGUCUCGAGAGGCGACACUCUCUGCGGCUUUGGGGCUCGGCCAGACGUUUACACAGAAGCGGAAGUUCACGGUCCCUACCGCGAAGACCUGAAAGGAGCGACACGUCUUCCAGCGCGGAAUACGCGAGCACGGACAGCGCGCCUCACAGUCCAACCAGCUUUUCUGGGAUUUUUUCAGAGAAGAUAGGCCUGCUCUCCAGGCUCUUUCGGCGGAGCACAAGGAGGAAGGGCGCACCGUUAAUGGGCACUUUCAGUGCUCAGUAUCCCCCCACCGAGUGGUUUAAUCCGCGCGUCGUGCAUUUGCAUAGCGUUGCCACGCAGACAAGGGCCGCCAGCCCUUCGAUGAUGGAGGGUUUAGACCAGUCGCAGGCCAGUUUCCAAGUGUGGGAUGACUCGAGCUCGGUGCGAUCGGCCACUUUACCAAGGCGACAUCGGCGCCAAGCCAGCGGUGACUCCUCGAGUUUGUUGGCUAAUUCGACGCCAAGAAGCUCCCGAAGGCAUCGGUCACCGUGCUCCACUCUGCCGAGAUCCAAAUGCUCCAGUCUGAGCAGAUGCACGUCUAGAGCGUCUGUUCUACCGCCCAGCACCACCAACCAGGAGGGCUAUCAAGCGCGUAACCAGACGCAGAACGAUAAAAACUCGACGAAUUCGUCGCCCAGCAGAAGCGGCGGCAGCUCUGGUUCAGUUAGAACGAUAAAUGCCAGCCCGGCUAAGACGACUACGUUGGGAAGGCCCAACACUAGGCAGUCCAACUCCAGAAGACCAAGUCACGAUUUUAGCAACAGCGGCACUAAAUUGGCCAACGGUUCUCCGCAGCACAAGGUGCUGCAAAAAACUUCGUCGGGUCAUUCGUCUCACUCUAGCGGCAAGUCGAUUUCCAGUACGAAAUUGACUUGCUCGCCAUUGAAGACGGCCACGCUGUCGACGAAAUCGUCACCGCUCAAAGUCGUUCAGCAAGGUUCGCUGACUCCUCUGCAAGAGGCGCAGAACUCGAUAACCCUUCAGGUGUCCACCAAUCUGAGCCCGUCGUCGCAGGAGCAACGGACGAUACAGAAUAGCGUGACGCUGGCUUCUAACACGAGUAGCACGACGACCAUUUCCGGCUCGCCCGGCACGAAGAUCUACGUUCACCAGAAUAACUCACCGAUGAGGUCCGUAAUCACUUUCGAGAACGGCACGGUGAAGACGAAGAUUGCCGAGAAGGAAGUCAUCGACUGCAAGGAGAAGCAGGAAAGGGAGCUGGUGGCCGAGAAAGCCUUCAAGACCCGGGUGGACGACGAGAAGCUUUUUAAAUCGAAGCUAGACGACGAGAAGCUGAACAAGCCGGUCAAGGUCGAGCGUCCGUCAUCCCUCUACGCGUCGAAAGAGCCAAAAACGAGCCUUUUACUGUCGGAAUCUGACAAAGAGAACAAGCCGAAAGUCGAGGACGAAGUGCCUAAUAAAUUAAAACUGACGAAUCGCCUGAACAAUAGUCAGGCCCACCUGAUCGACGGCUCGAGCAACAACGUCGACAAGAACGCCCUGGUGCACGAGGCCGCCGCGUUGUCCACCACGAAGAACACCAACGACGCGAUGAACAACUCGCGCAAGCUUAGCUUGUCGCUGUCGAAGGACGCGCUGAGUUACCGCAAUCUACUUCAUCCCGGCUCGAAGAAUAAUAUCGCCUCGAAUCCGCCGUCGCCCACCAAGUCGUACGACGGAUUCGGCGGUUCCUUCAACGACGUCUACAUCGAGAACCUCGAGACGGUGAAGCAGCAGCGAGCCCCUCAGGGCUCCGAGCCCAAUCUGGAUAAGACCGUGAGCCGAGGCUCGGAUCUGCACUCUUAUCCCAGUCUCAGCGACAUGCAGGUGCAAUUUACCAGCCUGGCGGCGCAGAAGAUCCUCAAGGGCUGCCCGAUUAACAGCGUCGACACCUUGGUGGAGGUGAACAUGGCGGCCGCCGAUAAGCCCAACAACUGCGACGUCACCGUUCAUACGGAUUUUGGCCUCGUUUGAAUUUCAUCCCCCCCCCCUGAACAUCCGUCGAUUAUCGUACUACGAGGGUAGGGACAAGGGAGCUGUCGAUCCUCGCGUCCCACCCGAGCAUAUUACGUCCAUGAAAAACAACGUGCCUCGAGGCGAGCAGGAUCGAAGAAACGUCACUAACGCCUUGCUUCUCAUACAUGAGGAUAGAAAGCUAUACUUUUUUUUUAUUUUUGUUUGUUAGUGGAAAAAGGCCACGGCUUGCGUAAGAAUAUUACACACGGGACACGCGUAACAGUUACCAGUGAUCUGUCGCUUACGUACAUCUCUCCUCUCUGUGUCUUUCAACGAGCAUCCGUGUUCCCGAACAAUCGCUGUGCCAAUCUUGUGCUUUAUUAUCUGAAUUAAUACGAUAAAAUUUUCAAUCUCGCUUAUUGAGCAUGAAAUCCGCUUCUUUCAAAGAUGCUAUCCCGAAAUAAUUUCUCCAUGAUCAAAUUACUAAAUUAUAUUUUAUACAUAAUAGAAAUUCAGAUUGUCGUGUAAAUCGUACGUGUAAUCAAGUAACAGACGGGUACGAAAUGUAUUUUGUACUCAAAAUUGCGUUGAAAAGAUAUGGAAAAUGCAGAUAUCUUUCUUCAGUUCGUUGUUAAAACAAUCACCGUCCCACGUUUUCAAAAAUACAGGAUCAGCUUUUGAUAAUCCGAGUAUGCGUAUACCCGAAAAAAUAUAUUUAACUCUUUUCAAGACUUACAAAUUCAUGGGACACGCGUGCAUCGUUGUAACGUCGGUGGUUUUGCGUCGCUUUACUCGAGCUAAAGCGAUUUGUCAAAGCGACAAUCUCACGUACAACGGUCACGCGCGACCCACGGAAUAAACAAGGAGGAGGUGAAAAAUCUUUCCGAAUUAAAGCACUGCCAUUUUUCUACCGCGUAUUUAUACUCUUCGGAUAUUUUUCAUAUUAAUUUCUAUGCCUACGCGAUAAAAAGACUUUCAGGCGCUUUCGUAGCGAAUUAAGACUAAAUGGUACAGCGAAGUUUUGUAACGCGAUGUAGGCAGAGGAUUUUCUUGUAAAAUUUCUUUCGGACGAUAAAAUGUGGAUUAAGUGAUAAAGCGGAGAAUGCCUUUACCGCGCGUUAUUAGGCGCGUCAUUAAGCGCGAGCAGCUGACAAAUUAAUAGCAAUACCGUCCCCCAGGAAGCCCGGAUAAUGUAGAAAAGAUCGAGAACGAUCUUGAUGCGAGGGUCGCGAUUCUCGCUGCGCCGCACACCGCGGAGAUUUGAUAUCAAAUAUACAUAUAUGUUAUACAUAGUGUAGAAGAAGGGCGUUUUCUCGGAGCGCGGCCGCGCGGUACCAUUCGCAAUUAGUGCAAUCGUAAAUCUGUAAGUGCCAAAACUUAUAUCGUAGUACUUAAUGACCGACCGCCUUAAUGAUUCCGUUCGCGCGACGACUUCGCCGGCGCAUUUUUAUUCGGCGACGACGGUGACGAUUUCGGUCAGAUUUCGGUCUCGAGCAAACGCGCGAGAAAAAAAGAGGGAAGUAAUCGCCAAUCGCGCGAAGCCGUAGCCUUAGAUUAAAAACAGGUAGGCAAUUAAGCGAGUACGGCACGAGAGAUGAGGAAGAGACAUGCCCGCUUUGUACAUUUCAUACUCUGUACCGCAGAUUAACCGAUCGACGACGUGGAUUCGCGAUCGCCGUUCGCUCUACACGUUUCAAAAAACGCCGACUUUCCGCUUAUGUUACGCGCUUUUAAGUCACCUAUCAUUAUCGACGAAAUAAUUACAAGUCGUAAUUGUCAAUUAGUGUGCCACAAACGAUUAUUAUAACUUGCGAAUUAUUAUUGUUACGGAGCUACAACAAUUUAUUAUAAUGCUAUUACAAUCUGUAUGAAUUAUUAUAAUUGAUUUUUUUAUAACGGUUUAAUAAUAACUUAAAAAAAAUAUAUAUAUAUAGGACGUAAUUUUUUAGCGUCAAUUAAUUUCGAUAUGAACACACGCAGAGAAAUUUAAAAUUACAAUUGAAAUAGUAUGUGAUUGAAAAUUUGUGAGGAUGUUGAAGGAUGAUACUAAUUGAAGGCGAAUUCAAAGUUCGAUUAACUUAAUCGGUGAUUAACUUGUCAAGUGAUACCAUUCCGGUAAUAUGAAUAGAAUAUGUUAAAAAAAUUGGAAAUUGAACGAUUAAUGUCCAUUUCUACCAAUGUAAAUUACUCUCACU
Temnothorax curvispinosus is the source of this 5815-nucleotide messenger RNA. RefSeq names its product storkhead-box protein 2 (gene knockout). NCBI's taxonomy places the organism in Eukaryota, Metazoa, Arthropoda, Insecta, Hymenoptera, Formicidae. Gene Ontology annotation, molecular function: RNA polymerase II transcription regulatory region sequence-specific DNA binding; DNA-binding transcription activator activity, RNA polymerase II-specific. Gene Ontology annotation, biological process: positive regulation of transcription by RNA polymerase II. The transcript is spliced from 8 exons. Gene Ontology annotation, cellular component: cytoplasm; nucleus. The coding region runs from base 741 to 3638 and encodes 965 amino acids. The record is from RefSeq and is a predicted model, not a curated record.